This is a messenger RNA of Leptopilina heterotoma, 318 nucleotides long. Its product is annotated as coiled-coil domain-containing protein 1-like. The transcript is spliced from 2 exons. The record is from RefSeq and is a predicted model, not a curated record. NCBI's taxonomy places the organism in Eukaryota, Metazoa, Arthropoda, Insecta, Hymenoptera, Figitidae. The coding region runs from base 1 to 318 and encodes 105 amino acids.
AUGGAUCCAAUCGAUAUGAACCAAAGUAUGGAAGAAGUUGUUGAUGAUGAUUUAGUCAUUCAUAUUUUUGAUGAAUACGCCGACAACAAUUAUGAAGAUGAUGAUUUAGUCAUUCAUAUUUUUGAUGAAUACGCCGACAACAAUUAUGAAGAUGAUGAGGAUGAGGAUGAUAAUGAUGAUGGGUAUGACAGCCAGGGGGAAACAAUCAUCUUAAGCGACGAUGAUGAUUAUAUCGGCGAUGAUGAUGAUGACGUUUUAAUAAUUGACCUCGAUCCUCAGGAAAUGUUGGAGCUUUUCGAAGAUGAGCCUCAAAACUAG